Messenger RNA from Baudoinia panamericana UAMH 10762, 1349 nucleotides. RefSeq lists its product as uncharacterized. The record is from RefSeq and is a predicted model, not a curated record. The transcript has a single exon. Gene Ontology annotation, cellular component: nucleus; transcription preinitiation complex. Lineage: Eukaryota; Fungi; Ascomycota; Dothideomycetes; Mycosphaerellales; Teratosphaeriaceae. Gene Ontology annotation, biological process: transcription initiation at RNA polymerase II promoter; transcription preinitiation complex assembly. Gene Ontology annotation, molecular function: RNA polymerase II general transcription initiation factor activity; TBP-class protein binding. The coding region runs from base 180 to 1262 and encodes 360 amino acids.
GUCCGCGUUCACCGCGCAACACCGUCAAACUGUAUUCGCCACUCUUCAUCCGUUGUUACGCCAAACAACACAAGCUCAGAAUCACUUCCAAAGGCAUUAAGAAGCGCAACUCCGAGCGGUUUGGGGUCGCUUUCAACCAGAAGCAGCUCACCGCCGCGCCGCGCAAGCCGCUCGCAGCAAUGCAGCAGGUACUUUCGCCAGGCGCUGUGCCUGAGCCCGAGGUGCAUCCAGUCAAGGAUGAAGAGUGGGUGGAGAAUCUCAACGUCAAAAUGAUGUGCAAGGACUGCCGUGAUGAUCCACCCGAGCUGUACGAAGACCACGCAAGUGGCGAUCUCAUGUGUGCCAACUGCGGUUUGGUGUUGGCUCAGCGCACGAUCGACAUGGGUUCAGAGUGGCGUACCUUCUCGAAUGAUGAUCAAGGCAACGACGACCCAUCGCGUGUCGGUGAAGGGCCUAACACACUCCUCAACGGCGCGCAACUCGAGACUGGCAUCGCCUUCGGUGAUGGCAUCCGUAGCCGGGAGCUUCACCGCGCGCAGAACAAGUCCAACAUGGACAAGACCAACAAAGGUCUUCUGCAAGCUUACAAGCAGAUUGGCGCUCUGUGUGAUGGUUGGCAGCUCCCUUCCUCCGUCUCCGACACCGCCAAGCAUCUCUACAAGGACGCCGACGAGAGCCGGCUGUUCAGGGGCAAAAGUCAAGAAGCGCUGAUCGCCGGCUGCGUCUUCCUUGCUUGCCGGCGCAACAACGUACCACGCUCUUUCCGCGAGGUCAUGGAGCUGACGAAAGUCAGCAAGAAGGAGAUUGGCCGUACGUUUAAGCUGCUCGAGCAGUUCUACAUGAAGAACACCAAGCUUGCUAAGAACGGCGUGAGCACAGUCGCUGGCGGACAACUCGUCAGCAACGAGGCGUACACUGGCAGUCAGAACUCGAACCCGGCCGAGUUGUGCGACCGCUUCUGCAAUGCGCUCGGCAUGUCACGCACGGCGAGCAACGUCUCCAUCGCCCUUGCCCAGCGCAUGACAGCCACAGGCGUGCUGGCGGGUCGCUCGCCACUCUCCUCCGCCGGCGCGUGCAUCUACAUGGCUUCGUACCUCAUGGGCGAGCCGAAGAACCCCAAGGACAUCUCGAAUGCGGCGCACGUCAGCGACAGCACAAUUCGGCAUGCCUACAAGAUCCUGUAUCAGGAUAAGGAGAAGAUCAUCACCGAGGACAUCCUCAAGCGUGGCGGCAAUCUUGAGCUGCUACCCCGGCCGUCUUAGGGAGUCAGCUGGUUUACGAUGCUCAAGCCACCAUCGUUUGAGGACAAGUGGAUUAAGCAUGAGAGGAAUGAUUCAGUCGCUUCGGUC